AUGACCCCGACCAGUGUGCCAUCCGAUGCGCCACCCUCUUACGAUGCUGCGGCUACUGCACCAGCACGCGCUGGAAGCGCCAACCCUAACAAUCCAUCCUCCACCCCCAGUCGACGACCUUCGCUGAUUCCUGCCGAGGAUCGACGAUCCAUGGAGGAUCUGGGCAGACCGCUGCCCGAAGGCUGGGUACGACAAUACGAUCCGCGCAACCAGCAUCACUUUUACGUCGAUACGACUGUCAACCCGCCUCGCUCGAUCUGGGAGCACCCUCUGGAUGAUGAGCAGUAUGUGAAUGCGCAUCGCGGCAAAGGGUCCAAAGAGCCGGAGGUGCUGGGCAGCAAGAGACUCAGCGGAUAUCACACCGUGGAUGAGAGCACGGAUGAGGAAGGCACACGCGCCAAUCCGAAUGCGAAUGCGAAUGCGAAUGCGAAUGCGAAUGCGAAUGCAGGCCCAAGUGCAGGCGCUUGGGCAACGCGUCAUCACGAGACGAAGGCUAGUCAUGCAGGGAAUGAAGAUGUGCAGAGCGGCAGCAAGCCGGCUGCAACAGGCGUGAAGAAGUUUGGACAAACAAUGAAGAACAAGAUGACGGGGACGACGCAUGCGGAGCGGGUGGAGAAGCGUCGCAAGCAGAGGGAAGCAGAAGAGGAAGCGUACAGGCAGCAUCAAGCCAUUCGCGCCGCGCUUCAUCGAGCUGCGCAGACGGGUCAGCCGCAGUUGCUGGGUCGGGAUCAGAGGGGCAGAGACAUCUUUGCUCAGCCUCCACCCAGCAUGGACCCGUAUGCUGGACCAUGCUUGGGCUACACGCCUUAUCAGACCGAAACUGCAUAUCCAUACGGACCUGGAAGCUACGCUGCUCCGUACGGCCCCUAUCGACGCAGGCCUGGAUACGCAUAUGGAGGAGGCAUGGGUCUGCCCAUCGCUGGUGGUCUCAUGGGCGGUCUGCUUCUCGGUGGCCUCCUCUUUUGA
This is a messenger RNA of Ceraceosorus bombacis, 966 nucleotides long. The record is from the annotation of a GenBank genome assembly. NCBI's taxonomy places the organism in Eukaryota, Fungi, Basidiomycota, Exobasidiomycetes, Ceraceosorales, Ceraceosoraceae.